CGGAUGAGCGGAGGGUGCUCCGUGCUUUUAGGACGAACCGAUGGGGGAAGAUCUAAAAACAUUGCCGCUGGAAAACGCCUCGAUCCUGUCUGAGGGCUCCCUGCAGGAUGGACAUCGGUUAUGGAUAGGGAAUUUGGAUCCAAAAAUCACAGAGUAUCAUCUGUUAAAACUCCUGCAGAAAUUCGGGAACGUGAAGCAGUUCGACUUCCUGUUUCACAAGUCUGGCCCGCUGGAAGGCCACCCCCGGGGAUACUGCUUUGUUAAUUUUGAGACAAAAGUGGAAGCAGAGAAAGCCAUUCAGUGUCUCAACGGGAAGAUGGCCCUGUCAAAGAAGCUGGUUGUUAGAUGGGCUCAUGCACAAAUUAAGAGGUACGACAACUACAAAAGUGAAAAGGUUUUACCCAUCAGUUUAGAACCUUCGUCCAGCACCGAGCCAACACAGUCCACCCUCAGCGUCAAUGCAAAAAUCAAAGCCAUCGAGGCCAAGCUAAAAAUGAUGUCGGAAAACCCCGACAGCGAGUUACCCGGCCAGUCGGCGCACUCCUACUUCAAGGCGUCGGAGAAGAAGAGGAGCAUCCCGUACUCUCGAAUUUCCUGGAAGUCUAAAAGAUGACAUCACCGCCUCCUGGCGGAUUUCUGAGGCUAGACCGAGCGCGCACACACUCU
Molecule: messenger RNA, 666 nt
Organism: Nanorana parkeri
Lineage: Eukaryota; Metazoa; Chordata; Amphibia; Anura; Dicroglossidae
Gene: RBM18
Product: RNA binding motif protein 18
Exons: 6
Coding region: 41-613 (190 amino acids)
Molecular function (GO): RNA binding
Source: RefSeq, a predicted model, not a curated record